AGCCGCAGAACACGAGCAAAUCAACCGAAGCUGACCGGACCUAUAUCACGGUGGGGAAUCGCGAAACCCAGAUCCGCAACCAACCCGAAUCGAAGCUUCUUCCUCCGGCGACUUCCUUCAUCGAGAGAGCAAGAUCUUCUGCUCAAACAGCUUAAAAGAGGCAACAAAUGCUGUUCGGCGGUGUGAUGGAGGUGCAGCCUCCGAGUCCGUUGAGAUACAUCAUCGGAGCAACAAUAAUGAUGAUCGGAGUCGUGUUGCCGGUCGGAUACAUGAUGUUCCGUACUAAGCGUGUCCCCUCCUCUUCCUCGUACUCCAAACAGACAUCUACUGUUAAUUUUGAUUUCAGCUUCUAAUUGCUUUAUUCAUCUUGUCUAGCUUGAAAUUUUCAGUUCAGAUUUAGGUCUGUUGGCAAUUUGAAUCUUGAAUUGAAUUCUAAAGCAUUUCUUUGUUGUUUGGAUUAUUAUUUAUUGCAGAGAUGAUGGCAAUUUGGUCUGUUUCUUUUUGUUCAUCUUGCUUACUAAUUUUAGGAACUAAUAUUUGCAUUAUUGAUAUCUCCAGGAACAAGUUUUGAUAUAGGGAUAUUGAGAAGAUAGAAUCUUAGAUGCAAUUCAAAGGGGUGUAUAAGGCACAAGGAGGAAGAUGAGAAAGGAAGAAGUCCCUGAUUGAACCUCUCAAUCUGUUAUUGUGUGUUUGGAUAGUAAUUCAAAUUUACAAAAGAUGAUUUGCAUGUUGUUUGAUUCAUUUCAUUGGGUUUUGCUAAUUAGCUGAUUUCCGAGUGUUAUGAAUGAGCCUUUCUCUGCUGAAAAAUACAGGGGAGAUGAUAACAAAGCUACUUGAGUUAGCCAUUGCUAUAACUAUUACCUGUUUCAGCCUCCGUCGUCUACCCCUCCAGCUAUACUGUUUUGCAGUUGCAUAGAAUGUGCUUCAGGUUGCACGGUUCAGAGUUAGAAUUCCUUGUUUUCCUUUCCUUGUAUUGUUUACAUGAUGGCCUGCUCUCCAUGAGGCAUAACAUGGUUCUUUUGGUGGUGGAUUGUUUGUGAAUUCUGUUAUGUUUCAAGGAAGAAAAGUGGAGUUUAUGUUGUUAUAGUUGAGGGUGACGAGAUAUAAAUUCUUUAGUCGGUUCAAUUUCUUCUUGAUUGAACAGGCAGAUAUUGAAAGUCUGGAUUACCAAAAGUCUAGUGAUGGGAGCUAUUCCCUAGCAAAAAGGUCAAAACAAUUGGAACUAAGGCAACUUAAUUAGUGAUCUGUCAUCCUGUUUUAUUCAUGUUUAUAUAAGGAUGUCAAAGAAGAUUGUUUGAAUGACUGGAUGGAUGUAGC
Molecule: messenger RNA, 1317 nt
Organism: Rubroshorea leprosula
Lineage: Eukaryota; Viridiplantae; Streptophyta; Magnoliopsida; Malvales; Dipterocarpaceae
Source: the annotation of a GenBank genome assembly